Messenger RNA from Dicentrarchus labrax (European seabass), 1069 nucleotides. RefSeq names its product dual specificity phosphatase 22b (gene dusp22b). Gene Ontology annotation, biological process: regulation of cell population proliferation; transforming growth factor beta receptor signaling pathway; positive regulation of JNK cascade. Lineage: Eukaryota; Metazoa; Chordata; Actinopteri; Moronidae. Gene Ontology annotation, molecular function: protein tyrosine/serine/threonine phosphatase activity. The record is from RefSeq and is a predicted model, not a curated record. Gene Ontology annotation, cellular component: cytosol. The transcript is spliced from 7 exons. The coding region runs from base 176 to 751 and encodes 191 amino acids.
AACACGGGGAGCUUGGGCAGCAGCGCUCGGCUCGCUUGGACGCGGAGCUGCGGCAUUUGCGCCCCUACCGCGGGUUUGGGAAGGCGUCAAGCCGCUGGAUAAGCAUUUUUAAACAACGAGGGAACACAGCGUGGCGUUUCUUUUCACCGCUAUCUUUCAAACGGGGUCUUUCAGCAUGGGUAAUGGCAUCAACAAGGUCCUGCCUGACCUGUACUUGGGAAAUUUCAAAGAUGCCAGAGACCGGGAACAGUUAGCCAGAAACAACAUCACACACAUCCUGUCCAUUCAUGACAGCGCGGCUCCCAUCCUCCAGGAGAUGACCUAUCUCUGUAUAUCAGCAGCUGACCUUCCCACACAAAACCUGACUCAGCACUUUAAACAAAGCAUAAUGUUCAUGCACGAGUCCCGCCUGAAAGGAGAAGGCUGCCUCGUUCACUGUUUGGCAGGUGUCUCUCGUAGUGUCACACUGGUGGUAGCUUACAUCAUGACGGUGACAGGGCUGGGCUGGCAGGAGGCGCUGGCUGCAGUGAAGGUGGUCCGACCCAGUGCUGGCCCAAACUUGGGCUUCCAGCGCCAGCUCCAGGAGUUUGAGGCUACUCAAGCUGAUCAGUUCAGAGAAUGGCUACAGAUGGAAUAUAAGGACAACCCCUUCAAUGACGAGGCUGAUAUACGUGACUUGCUUGUUAGGGCGUCUAAAGUCAGUGGAGAGGAGGUGAAAAAAGAGGCAUCAACCCCACCUGGAGGCAUCUGAACACAUCUUUUGAUGAGAUAUUUUGCAGCUCAGUCUGGAUCAUCACACCACCAUGUGAUGCUACAGUAUUCUGGACCUAUCUGGAGGUCUAAUGUGCUUUGGAGUGGACUAAAGUCAGGAUGGCAGCUGGAAUGAUCCUCUAAAUAUCAUACACAUGAACACUGGAGGAGACACUAAUAUAUGCAUUACAUAUUAAGAUUUUUGCAUUGAUGGAUGCUUCUGGUGCUGUUUUUUUUUUUUUUAAUUUAUGAAUGUUGUGAACUUUUUUGUAUUGUGUCAUGAUGAUUUCAAAUAGUGAAAUAAAAGCAGUAAAGUCAA